AUGGGCUUAUCACGAGAUUUUCAAGUUUCCAAUGUAGGUGUGAAAUCACAAAUGCAGAUGGUUGAGCAAAGACAAAUUCUUAGAAUGCUGGAGAAAUCUCUUGCAAGAGAGCUAGAUCUUGAGAAAAAGUUAACAAAAUCUAAAGAAAAUGAGGAAGAUUUAAAAUUAAAGCUACGCCUAACAGAACAAGUAACUUUCUGCAUGGAAGAGGCGGCAGAAGUUGUUUGGGGUAGGUUUUUAGAAUCGGAUAAUGCAGCAGAGGUGCUUUUGGGAAUUUCAAAGGGACUGGUGGGCCGACUUCAAGUUGUUCAAUUCAAUCUAAAUGGUUCAGCCCAACGAGAAGAGCAGAUGAAAUCUAGACUCCAAGAAUGCAUAGAACAGUUGAAAGCUAAAGAAACUAUUGUACAAAAGCUCAAUAGCAGCAAUGCACAACUUAUUGCUGAUAAUUCUGAAGUAUCUGCUUUGAAGGAAAAAGUUACAUUGCUUGAAGCACAACUGAGAGAAUCUGAAUCCCAGCUGAAGAAAGCCAAUGGAGUCAUUGAAGUGACUCAAGAUCAACUUAGAGAAAUGGACAGUGUAAUUGAGUCCCUGAAAGAAAAUAUUUAUGCCACAGAAAGUAGGGCCGAAAGUGCAGAAGCCAAAAUUGUGCAGUUAACAGAGACAAACUUGGAACUAACAGAAGAGCUGGGUUUUCUUAAAGGUAAUAAUGAUAGCAGCACAGAGAAGGUGAGCUUACUAGAGAAGCAAUUGAGGGAAUUAGAACCACAACUACAACAUGCAAGGGCUUCCUCUGAAGCAAGUCAAGAGCAGCAGAACUUGUUGUAUUCUGCAAUUUGGGAUAUGGAAACUCUGAUUGAUGAACUGAAACAAAAGGUUUCGAAAGCUGAAAGUAAGUGUGAGAAUGCAGAGGAGCAAUGCCUUAUAUUGUCUGAAACUAACUUAGACCUUAACAAAGAACUAGAUUUUCUGAGGUCCAGAAUGGAAUGCUUGGAGACAUCACUCAAUCAAGUUAAGAAUGAUAAACUAUCAAGGGUGAACGACAUUACUGUUAAAACCAAUCUAAUUAUGGACAUGAUCAUGCAACUAGCCACGGAAAGGGAGCGCAUACAGAAGCAGUUAUAUUCUUUAAGAGAGGAAAACAAAAUUUUGAGGGUGAAGUUACAGAGAACAAUGAAGGACGCAUCUGUAAGAAUACAUGACAAUGGAGGCAAUUUUGAUAGACCAUCUUCCAAGCUUGGAUCAGCUAAUCCUAUUCGUACUGAAAUUUGCAGGGAAGUGGCAACAGAACCAUCCUCAGAAAUGUUCCAGGCAGGUGCCGUUACUGUAGAAGAAUUAUCAAAAGAUACACCUGCUAGUGAGACUGAAGUUGGGUCUUCCAUCACUGCAGACAGUUCAACCAAUUCGGUUCUUGACCAACAGGCCGAGGGUGUGGACGAGGCAGCACAGCCAUGGCAAUUGUAUACCUUUAUGGCACUAGCGGUUCUACUGCUUUCAAUGUUAGCAACAUAUUUGCUUAACAAGACACACAGUCCUUGA
This is a messenger RNA of Ilex paraguariensis (yerba mate), 1536 nucleotides long. Lineage: Eukaryota; Viridiplantae; Streptophyta; Magnoliopsida; Aquifoliales; Aquifoliaceae. The record is from the annotation of a GenBank genome assembly.